Molecule: messenger RNA, 8868 nt
Organism: Dromaius novaehollandiae (emu)
Lineage: Eukaryota; Metazoa; Chordata; Aves; Casuariiformes; Dromaiidae
Gene: SKIDA1
Product: SKI/DACH domain containing 1
Exons: 3
Coding region: 5711-8194 (827 amino acids)
Source: RefSeq, a predicted model, not a curated record
UCACAUAGUCACAGGGGGAAAAAAAAGUACCAAAGAAACACAUUAUUUGAGGAUUUCAUUCCCAGAAUGUAUGGCAAAUCCUCUUCCAGGCUUCCUAUCUUUCUCCCCAAACAGAAGCAGUGUGGCCGUAAUAGCAAACUGGAAAGCCGUUUUAUUUCAUAGGAACAUAUUACAACCAGCAAGGUAAAUAGGGACUCGUGGGAGGAGAUGGAAGGGGGGAGGGAGAGGGGCUUUUCUUUGAUAGCGUUUAAUUGGAAUUGAAACAUUCUCGGGCUGUAAACAUUCUUUAUUUAUUCAGCACACAUAAGCGGGCAUUGUUUUAUCACCGUCAUAAUUACGGUGUCCUUUAAACUGACUGAUAGCAAAGGAGAUAAGGGAAUGCGCCUGUAGCUCCAGAUCAAAUCGCUGGCUCUCCCCGGGUCACCAGGAUCCGUGCAGUCCUUGGAGAUGAGGAGCGCCGGAAGAUUGCGGCCUGGCCAUCCCUUACGUCAUGAGAGUGAUUUGUACCACAUUGCUAAUUUGGUGCGAUUCAUAACCUUCUGAUCUCCUAUGUUUGCAACUGCUUUUCAGCUCAGAGGAUACGUUUUGGGGGAUGCAGUUCCCGAGUAUAGAAAUUAAGACUGAUCACCUAUGUGCAGGAAAGGAUCUUAUUUCCCAAUGUUUGUUGCUUUACCUUUGUCUAAUUAAAAAUGCAAACUUUUAGGAUCCUUUCAGAACAAAGCCUCACCAAAUCCCCUUUACGUCCAAGGAUUUGCAAAUUUAUAAAGGCUGCAUUGAAUUCAGCAUGGGUCAAGGGGCGAAAAAAGGGUAGAAGGUCACUGCAUUUUGAUUAUGGGUCAGUAAACAACAUGGCAUGUAGUAUGUGUCCAGAAACUCCUUCUAAAAAGUAUUUUAAAACUGCCAGGAGUAUCGAAUUUAAGAAAUAGUGUUAGCCCGCGAUGAUUAUAAAUUGCACGAAAUUCUAACGUGCAAGUGACACCCCAGGCCCCGCGGAAAAAAUACAACUUUAAAAAACACUUAGCAGAGCUCUACAUUACCGCUUUGUUUACAAAAAAAUAAAACUCCUAGGGGUAACUGUGUUAGCCAGAUUAUGAUUUUUUCAGUGGCGACUGGCAUUUCUUUGUCCUACACACUGAGGAGAUUUAGUUAUACAUUCUUAUUUGUUGUCAUACUAGAAUUUACGGGAAAUUUUAAGUACUACAGUCACAUUUGGCUGACUUUAAAAUAGCAGAAGGAUCCUAUUAUACUGUUCUUUGACCCUAUUAUAUUUACGUUACUGGACUCUUUGUGAUAGCCUCUAACUGCUUUCUGUCUGUAUCCUCUUUAAGCAAAAUAUGCUUAGCAAUAUUUAAAAGCAGGGUAUAGGGUUAGAAAACAAGUUCUCAUUUGAAAUAUAUAUUUCUGCCCAGAGUCAUGAAAAGGAAAAGGUUUAUUUAAUGCUUGUCAAUACCUGAAGACAUGGUCCAGCACUUAACAAAUAAUAAUAAUACUCUAAUAAUGUGGCAAUCCUAGUGUGAAAAUGCACACGACCUCUUAGGUUUUCCUGAAGAUUUUCAAAAGAAUUCUCCCCCUUAGUACAACUGCUGGUGGACAUCGCUGUUGCAUUUCCCAACUAAACGUUUAAAAGACUGUAAAUGGUGUGUGCAUUACUUCAUUGCAGAAGGAAGAGGUCAGGCUGAAUUGCGCUGGUAUUUAAACAUAAUCAUACUAUGAAAAUAAAUCAAAACAUCACGUAAAAGGAGCAUUUUAAACGUUUCAUACAUUUUCUUUCUGGAACGGUGUGGUUAAACACUUCCUUGCGAGCAUAUAUAUUUUAACACAAGUUUACAAAAAUGAAAGUAUACGAUUUGUAAUAAAUGGGAAUAGGACUACAGUGAGGUAUUACGAAUAUUAUUUUUCUCUUUCUUUCCUAAUGAGGUUUAUCCUUCGGCCAGACAGCUUCAAAACUGAAAUACUACUUACUAUAGAGCGUAGAUUGCAGAUUGCACGCUACUCAACGUGAAAAGGAGCACGUUUGAUUGAUAGUCUCUCUGUGUGUGUGCGCCUAUACACACAACUCUGCAUAGUUGCAUGUAUGUGUGUUUGGCAAAAACGGGCAUCGCUGCGCGUUCUUAUCUUAAGAAAUGGGAGACAAAUGCCCAGCCCUUUAAUCAUGUUCAUCUUUGAUCACGAGCGAGGGUGACACAGUCCACAAAAUUAACAAAGAAACUCCCUUGCUUUCGAGAGACAGCUACAUAUGCAUCUGGGUCUGCACAUACAUGCACGACAUACGCGCAGACACACAAACACACAGACACACGCAGACUCCGAGACAGUAAAUUAUUGCAUAACUUUUCAUGUAAUUGAUACCAGACACCUUUAAUUUUUCCUUUUAAUUCUUUUGGCCAGCUUUCGCAUUAACAAUCUAAGCCAUAAACGUUGGUAGCUAUUGAUCGCAAUCCCCUGUGUGCGUGCAAAUCCAUUUUAAAGUCCCCUGCCUUUAAUGUGCGGGUGCGUGUGCAAGGGGCCUCCCCGGCUCCCUCCGUCACGAUCUCCCCCCGGCGUGCUCGAAGACGACCCCGGAUAUACAACGUGCGCUGAUGGCCACAAGAAAGCCGCCUGUUUCAUUUCGCACCAAAAAAAAAAACCCACAAAAACCAAAAAACAAAUGCGAUGGAGAAGUAAAGAGAGAGAGGUCUCCGUGGGAGAGAGACGCGACUGAGAGUGUGUGCGUGUGUGAGCGCAGGGGCCGUGUGUGUGCGGUGUGUGUGACAUUUCCUCAGACUUCUGGCGGUUUUCUGCCUUCCAGCGCUUGGCUCUGGCCGGACCCAGAAGCUCAUGGCUGUACCUUUCUGAAAAGAGAGGUUUGGCGAGUAGCCGCUACUAGUUUAAGACGUUUGAUAGCGCCAGAAUUAAACAAACAAAAAUCAUGCAUUUUUUAAAUAGUUGCCGGAUCCCACCGCCAGACCGUCAUCCGCAGGGAGCGCGUGUGCGUGGCGGUGCGCGGCCCUGCGCGUGAACGUGCGCCUGUAUUCACACGGGCACCAAAACCAGCCCAACUACCUGGCAAAUAAAUGGCUUUUCAGCUCAUGGCGUUUUUUUGGUAGCGUCUUCUUAAAAGCUUUCUCGGAGUUUACUGUUCCCUUACUGUUGACUCCAUAGCCUUAACCUUAAAGCAGGGGGAGGAGAGCCGCGGGGAGGGGGUGGGGGUGUUGGCAGCAUAUAAGUGCAUCAGGAGGAAUUUUUAAACGACCUUAUUGUCUCUAGCUCUAGAAAGACCACGAUGAUUUCUUUUUAGCGCGAGCAGCUGUUUUCUCUCGCAACUUCGCUUUCGGCUCCAGCGCCUGACACGACGUCUCCUCCGCAGGCGAGGCAGACAAAUGCCCGCGGGUAGCCGCCGCCGCCCGGCGCAGGGCGGCCGGCUCCGCGCCGCGCAGCGCCGCGCAGCGCCGCCGAGCCAUUGUUCCGCGGCCGCGGUAGCGCGGGCGGCUUCUUCCGACUCGGGGACGGAGAAUGCAAUCUGCUGCGGCUCCGCUGGCUCGGGCGGCGAUGCUCUCCUUGGGUUUCCGAGGGGAGAAGUAGGCAUCGCGGCUCGCACACACAUGGAUUAAGUUGAACAGCGGCGAUUACAUCUGCGCGCAGAGCAACAGUAGGCGAGGGCUGACUUUUCCAAUCUCAGCCCUGCGAGUUGGAGGCUCUCCUGAAUAGACUUCCUCAAUUUCCGGAUGCACUUCUUGAAAUUCCCCCUUCUCGCUAGAAUUCCACCGAAAUUGGGGGCUCGCAGGCGCUUCGCCUUGGCAUGCCAAACUGCAUUUUUAAGGAGUGAUUAUGUUAUUUAUUUUAGCUAUACCUGACGGGGUAACACGAACUCCACGCACCAUAUUGCCAAUACAUGGAGCGGAUAUUGACAUCUGGGACCGAAGAUUUUUUUUUCUUUCCAUUUUUGCUAAGUCCCAGAAAUAUGAGAGGUCUCAUUAAUCUCACGGAUAUGUCUAAUUCUGAAUGGGCAGUGAUACCUUAAAGUGAUCAUGUUUGUAUCCAGUUGAACCCUAGAUGUACGGCGGCGACUGGUGAUUUUUCUUUUUCUUUUUUUUUUUUUUUUUUUUUGCAGCGCCUAACGUGCAAACCGCAAGCAUCAUUUUAAUGUGACAAGGAAGAGGUAUGCAGCUAUUGCAACAUUUUCGAAAUCAUCGUUCCUGACACUCAGAUAAUUUAACGUUUCUAAGAAGAGGUUAAACCUUCAUGCUGCUUCUUCAAAUUGAUUGUGAGGGGCUGAUACAAACGGAACACCAGAAAGCUGCGGAAGGUCUGCGCCGAGCUGCGUAUGCAAACUGCAAACCAGAAGCAUCCUAGACCCUUGCGAUAUUGUACGUUGUGUGUGCCAGCACUUUUUUGUUAUUACGUAAAGCCUCUUGGAAGCACCUUGGAUAUUUUACAUUCUCCUUUCUCUGCUGGAAGCAAUCAGCGCGCAGGAAUCCUGACGUGGGCUCUGGGACUAUAGGACAUUCCAGCUCGUGAGCCAGCCCGGCUAAUUGUGAAAAGUGUAUACAUUUCUGCCUUAUCUAUGCUUUGUUAUGGGUCUGACGUGAGCCCACGUCCUCCUCCCCCCUCCCGCAAUAUUACAGACAGAAUUUCAGUUAAAAGUGUUACAGUAUCGCGGUGCAGGAACCCGUGAUAUCCAGGCAGCGAAAUAACCUUAGUCACCGGCUGUAAAAAGCUAAUUAAACAGAAGAGGAAAAUCAAGAGAAACUCGAAAAUGUAAGUAUUCCCUCUCGUUAACAACCGAGCAUUUAACUUUGGAGCCUCUGGAAGGGAAAUACCAGGCUAUUCUGCACAUUUUCGCUAAGCUGCAUUUUCCACACAAUGCAGAAUAAAGUACUAGUUUGAAGCGGUUACAUUACCGAGGAAUUUUCCAUCGUUAUGAUCAUACUUAUGUCCUUUAAAUUCACGGCAUGCACAAAAGAGCAACAUUUGUCCCAAAUAGUCUAAAAAUAUACGAAACGCUCUGAAAAAAAGCAGAAAAAUCCUCCCUGUGAAGCUAGCGACGAGGAAGUCUGCGAGGUCUGAGUGUAUUUGAGCUCGGAUUGUUUAAUAGAAAGAUUUAUAUACUAACUGUAUUAUUUACUUUGAGAGGGGAGGUGGCAGUAUAAGGGUAUGCUAAUUAGUGGGAGAUUUUUUUGGGGGAAGGGGUGGAAUAUCAAUUUUUAUUGCAUCACCUGUCAGGAGUGUCCAAUCAGCGUUGGCUUUAGGGGAAUUAAUUGAUGAAGGUGUCUCCGGACGAGCUCACUUCACUCUGUCAUUUUAUUUGUAGCUAAAGCAGCGGCGGGAAUAGCAGCUGCAUUUCUUUUCUCUUCCUCCCUUCACAUUCCAUUAUCAUAGUUUCCAGUGGAAAAGCAGGGAAUGAAAGGGAACAGGUACUGAUCUUCAGCAGCAACUUAGAGAAACACUUUGGCAAACCUGAUUUUUAAGAUACAUAUUGAUUGUAGCCUCACGGUGUUUUUUAAUUUAUUUUUUUUAUUUUGUCUAAAGUUUGGCACUCCAUUCACCAGGAAUAACAGCCUUUGUUAUAUUUUAUUAGCAGGAUGCCUUGAGACAAAUACAGCAUCUGGCUGAGGAUUGUGUGUGUGUGGCUUUUUCUUUUUUUUUUUCUUUUUUUUCCUUUUUUUUUUUUUUUUUUUUUUGCUUCUCUCUCUCUCUCUCUGCAAAUGCUGGGAAUAAUUUAAUUCACGAAAUGGGAGACCUGAAGUCGGGUUUUGAAGAGGUGGAUGGCGUGAGGCUCGGCUACCUCAUCAUUAAAGGAAAGCAAAUGUUUGCACUCUCCCAGGUUUUUACAGACCUGCUCAAAAACAUCCCGAGAACUACCGUGCACAAGCGAAUGGAUCAUUUAAAAGUAAAAAAGCAUCACUGCGACCUGGAGGAGUUGAGGAAACUCAAAGCCAUCAACUCCAUCGCUUUCCACGCCGCCAAAUGCACCCUGAUCUCCAGAGAGGACGUGGAAGCCCUGUACACGUCCUGCAAAACCGAGCGCGUCCUCAAGACCAAGCGCAGGAGGAUAAGCCGGGCCCUGGCGGCCAGCGACCUGCGCCCGGAGCGCGCGCCCGCCGCCCCCUUCCGCGGCUGCUGGGAGCAGAACCGGCUCUGGCUGGGGCUGAGCGACGCGCCCCGCGCCCUGCUGCCCGUCCGCAGGAAAGCCUGGCGCCCCGCGGCCGCGGCCCUGCUGCCGGCCGCUCAUCUACCUCACCUUUUUAGUAAAUACACUGGCCGCGGCCCCCCGGAGCCCGCGCGGGCGCCCCGCAAACCCCCCGCAAACUAUGCGCCGGCGGCGCGGCCCUGCGCGGCCCUGCGCGCCCGCCGCCCGCCCGCCGCCGCGGCGCGCCCGCGCCUCCCGCCCGCCGGGCCCCCGCCCCCGCCCGCCCGCCGCCGCCGCCGCCGCGCCGCCGCCGCCGCCACGGACUGCGCGCUGGGCCCCGCCGGCGGCGCCCGGCGGCCCCCGGCCGCGCCGCGGCCCUGCCGGCCCCGCGGCGCCCCGCGGCUGCCGCUGCCGCUGCCGCGCGGCUUCGGGCCGCCGCCGCCGCCCGCCUUCGCCGAGAGCGGCAGCAGCGACUCCGAGUCCAGCUCCUGCUCCGAGCGCGCCGCCCACGACUCGGACUUCGGCUCCAGCCUCUCCAGCUCCAGCGAGGGCAGCUCGGAGGAGGAGGACGAGGAGGAGGAGGAGGACGAGGAGGGCAGCGGCGCCUCGGACUCCAGCGAGGGCAGCUCGGAGGAGGAGGAGGAGGAGGAGGAGGAAGAGGAGGAGGAGGAGGAGGAGGAGGAGGACAGCACCUCGGACUCCGACUCCAGCUCGAUCUCCAGCCAGGUCUCGGUGCAGAGCAUCCGCUUCAGGCGCACCAGCUUCUGCAGCCCGCCCGGCGUGGUCCACGCCAGCUUCUUGUACCAUCUGGCGGCCGCCGCCGCCCCGCGGCCCCCGGCGUCGGCCGCGGCCCCGGCGGAGCCCGGCGGGCCGCCCGCCCUCCGCGCCGCCGCCGCCGGCCUCCAGCCGCAGGCGCCGGGGCAGUGGGGCCGCCCGGGCUGGGCCGCCGCCGCCCCGGCGCUGCGCUGCCCCGGCGGCCCGGGCAGCUGCUUCGCGGAGCUGGCGGAGGACAGGGUGCCUGCGACCGCAUUCCCACACUCUGAAUUUGCCAGUAAUGCCAAGAGUACUGACCCAACAAUUAACUGUGUUGCAAAGGGGGCCUCUUCACCUAGCCCAAAGACAAACAAUGCAUUUCCACAACAAAGAAUACUCAGAGAGGCAAGGAAAUGCCUGCAAGCAACUCCUACACACUGUGCAGAUAACAAUACAAUAGCUGCUAGGUUCUUAAAUAAUGAUUCUUCAUCAGCGGCAGCAAAUUCAGAAAAAGAUUCCAAAAUCCCUCAUUGUAUUGAAUUUGCCACGGAUUUGCCCUCUUCACAAACUGAUCCCGAGGAGGAUGCUGCUUCUCCAGGGGCAGCAGCAGCAGAGCUCCACUGCACUGAUACAGGCAAUAAGGCAUUGCCAUUCCUGCACAGCAUUAAAAUCAAAAUAGAGGACAGCAGUGCGAACGCCGAGUAUGAGCCCGACCUUACAACACAUAAGCUAAAGUGUGAGUGCAAUGAUACUAAGGAUAAGUUUUAUGGUGUGACUGAGAGUAAUAACCAGGACGCUUUACUAACAGCCAAGGAAGAUUCUGCAUGCACUGAGAAAGAAACCACUUCCUUAAACCCGCUGACUCAGAGUCAGGCCCUCUCAUGCACUUUAGGUACUCCAAAACCUGAGGAUGGGGAGUAUAAAUUUGGAGCAAGGGUGAGAAAAAAUUACAGGACAUUGGUUUUGGGAAAGCGACCUGUACUGCAGACUCCUCCAGUCAAACCAAAUUUGAAAUCAGCUCGAAGCCCACGUCCUACAGGUAAAAUUGAGACACAUGAAGGAACACUGGAUGAUUUUACAGUUAACAAUAGACGCAAAAGGGUAGCCAGCAAUGUAGCAUCAGCAGUGAAAAGGCCAUUUAAUUUCAUGGCAAAUUUUCCCUGUCCACCAUCACUAAUUAUUGGCAAUGAUGGGGAUUUGUUGCCAGCUUAUUCCUUAAACACCACUAAGGAUUCCCAACCACCUCACAAGGCCCAUCCUGUAUGGAAAUGGCAGCUGGGCGGUUCUGCAAUACCUCUUCCACCUAGCCACAAAUUCAGGAAAUUUAAUUAAUAAAAUAGUUUGGAAAAUAUUUUCUCGAACCACCUUUAACUUUCUUACGUUUUAAACUCUACAGGAUGGUUUGUACCAGCCCAUUAAUGCUAUACACACUUUUGGAAUCCUGUUUUAUCACAUUGUGAAGACAGAAACUGGAUUACUAUUUUCUUUACCGUUACAACAGUGGCUUUUUGUUUUGUUUUGGGUUUUUUGUUUUGUUUUGUUUCAUUUGGGUCUUUUUUUUUCUGGUUACAUUCCACAGAGUACUUCAGGCUAAAGACUCAAGUUAAACUCAGUUAUUAUGGUAGAGCUGGAAGACUUUACUGUUUAAAUGCUAAUAAUGCACCAGUACCUCAAUUCAACUGCUGCAAAUAAAUGUCAAAAGGUUGAAUAAUAAAUAUUAGAAUGAGCCAUUAAAUUUAUGCACUAGAUUUUGAAAAUGGAAGUCUAACUGUUAAUUCAGUUAAAGUUUGUUAAGUUACAUGGUUGCACAGUAAGGGUUCACUAUAAUUCAAUGUGGCAGCAGCCUACUUUUUGGGAGCUUUGUUUUCGGGUGCAGGGGUGUCUUUUUCUAAGAGCAGUUGCACUUACUCAUUUUUCUACAGUUUGGAGAGGCUGGGGUUCGCUUGCAAGCCCAGUCCGGGGAAAAGCUGCCUCAGCUGAAACCAGUAAAUAAAUGUGGAAUUCUA